ACGAUUUUGAGUAGAAAACCGUUUAUCUUUAUUACCACCGAUGCAUUCUCACAACCGUCUUUGAUGGCCCGUCUAAUAGAGGCAUUUCUAUAGUAUUGUUUGUCCAUGCCUAAAACAUCUAGUAGUCUGGAGCUGCGCGUGAGAAGUAGCGAUUGAGCACCUAGUCUUCUCUAUCCAUCUACUAGUAGCUCUCGGCCUCUUGCAUUGACUUCAUACUCGGAUCUUAGUUUCCUUAGCCGGCUCCCUGUUUCCCUCGAAUAACAUCAUGUUAUAUAUAAUCGACAUACUUUGAGGCCUUCUUAUUCUGGAGGCGUGUGUGCAUGCAUACUUCAACAAGGAUCUAUCUCCAUACAGUGCAGUAUUUCAGUACAAAGAUCUUAUUGCCCUCGUCGCUACUCGCUAGGACCAUGUUCAUGACAAGUAGCGCCAUGUGGUUCACCGUGUCUCUUGUUUUCAUCACCAUCGUGCUCAUCAGGAUCAUCAGAGGGAAGGCAGCUGGUGGUGUUGAUCCAACUUCUGGGAAACAACACCCGCCUGUGGUGAAUGGCUUUGCUUUACUAGGACUUUUACCUAGGCUUUUGAACAAGGAUCUUCCAACUAAGAUAAAUUGUCUAUAUAGUAAGUAUGGUAGCGUGUUCACGGUAAGUCUGUUUGGACGGAACGUAACCUUCUUGAUCGGGCCUGAGGUCUCAGCUCAUUUCUUUCAAGGAUUGGACUCAGAGAUUAGCCAUGGCAAUCUUCUUGAGUUCACUGUCCCCAUGUUUGGCCAAGAGGUCGCUCAUGGUGUCGAUACAGCCACUCGGAAUGAGCAGGCCCGGUUCUAUCUUGACGCAUUAAAGCAAUCAAAGUUGAGAAGCCAUUUUGAUCCCAUGCUUCAAGAGGUAGAGGAAUACUUUAGCAAAUGGGGGCAGGAAGGCAUAGUUGAUCUGAAGCACGAAUUUGAGCAGUUACUUAUGUUGAUCUCAAGCCGAUGUCUACUCGGCAAAGAGGUCCGAGAGAAGAUGUUUGACGAGUUCUAUACCCUGUUUCGUGACAUUGAAAACGGUGUGAACUUGGUCAGUGUCUUCUUCCCAUAUAUCCCAAUCCCAGCAAACCGGAGACGCGACAGAGCACGCGUGAAGCUCAUUGAGCUGCUCUCUGAAAUCGUGAGGUCACGUAAGAGCUCAGGCAGAGUGGAGGAGGACGCCCUGCAGAAACUGAUAGAUUCCAAGUACAAAGACGGCCGCUCCACAAGCGAAACAGAAGUCACCGGGAUGAUAAUUGGACUGAUCUUUGGGGGAAAACACACAAGCUCUCAUGCCACUACCUGGACCGGAGCCUGCCUACUCAGCCAUGAGAAGUUCUUAGCAGCCUCAUCCGAAGAGCAAAAGCAAAUCAUGAAGAAAUACAAGGGGAGAUUAGAAUAUGAAGCUCUGUUAGAGAUGAAUACACUCCAUAGUUGCAUCAAGGAGGCGCUUCGGAUGCACCCGCCAUCGCCGAUGCUGGUUCGCAAGGCAAAUAAGCAUUUCACUGUGAAGACAAGAGAGGGCCAGGAGUAUGAUAUUCCAAAAGGGAAUACUAUUGCAAGCCCUAUAGUACAAAACAAUAUCAUGCCAUACAUUUAUAAGGACCCUCACUUGUAUGAUCCAGAUAGGUUUGGACCCGCGAGGCAGGAGGACGUAGCUGGUGGGAAAUUCUCUUACACGUCUUUUGGAGGUGGAAGGCAUGUCUGCGUUGGCGAGGGCUAUGCUUACAUGCAGAUUAAAAUCAUAUGGAGCCAUUUGCUCAAGAACUUUGAGCUCGAGUUGCUGUCUCCUUUUCCCAACACCGAUUGGAAUAAGUUAAUCCCAGAGCCUCAAGGGAAUAUGAUGGUUAGCUAUAAGAGACAUCGGCUGUUGGGCUAGUUUUUACUUGACAACACUAUGUAUGUACUUAUGUGCAACCUGUGUCACGUCUGUUUCAGUGUUUGUAUGGGUGUAUCACUUAUAUUUCUGAAGAGGUUUGUAUGUUUUUAUGCCUUGUAGUCCAAUUCACUAUAUAUUAUCUUCUCCCAUGGUUGUGCUGAUAUUUUUGAAGAGGUUUGUAUGCUUUUAUGCCUUGUAGGCUUGUAGCCCUCUUUACUAAUAAAUAUAUUAUCUUCUUCCA
This is a messenger RNA of Brachypodium distachyon (stiff brome), 2124 nucleotides long. RefSeq names its product obtusifoliol 14-alpha demethylase. Gene Ontology annotation, molecular function: monooxygenase activity; iron ion binding; oxidoreductase activity, acting on paired donors, with incorporation or reduction of molecular oxygen. The record is from RefSeq and is a predicted model, not a curated record. The transcript has 3 exons. The coding region runs from base 321 to 1883 and encodes 520 amino acids. Lineage: Eukaryota; Viridiplantae; Streptophyta; Magnoliopsida; Poales; Poaceae.